AUGUCCUUCCGGUACAGCAACAAUGAGCCGAGCUGGGUCGUUAAUAAUGCGCGUGGAUCAACUGCGCAAGCCGUCGCCAAGAACCAGAAGUCACGUUUGUUACAGCUGCCAGGCGAACUACUGAACCGCAUCUACGAAUAUGCUCUCACCGAUACCUCACCCUGCGGGCUGCAAUAUGUGACGCACUUGUCCAUCUAUGGGGAACGGAAGCGGACAUUUACAAGCGCAAAUGGCAUCGAGCUCAACAGGUUGAAAUACGUGUGCGGAAAGCUAUACGCUGAGACUGCUGGACUGGAACUCAAGUUCAACACGGUCACAUUCCGAUUCCGGGAGCCUGCAAACAGCUUCAGCGUUUUCCUAGAAGCGAGUUCACCUUCCGUGGCUGCGAUGCUGACAACUGUCAUCCUUUCUUCAUCGGACCCCAAUGACAUCCUUCCCGAACCUUUCAGGGCACUCUUGCCGGUCAUGUGGUUCUGCAAACAGAACCCGCGUGUUACUGUCAAGUACAUAUGGGAGAUAUGGCGGCUCGGCGGAUACUACGACUCCAAUCAGGCAGCUGUAUACAUCACACCACUUGCCAUCGAAAGGUUCAUGGAUAUAGGCGCUUUCCUGAGCGACUGCCUUCGGGGAAAGAGUCUCAAUAUUCCCAACCAAUACUUGUAUUACUUACUGGUCGAUCAGCUCGGCGCAUGGAGUGACCCGAUGCACAUCCGCCGGCUGGAUUUUCAAAAAUCCAGUGUUCCAAACUUCAGGUUCUUUCCAAAUGUGUCUAGUAUCGGUACUGAAUUUAAGCGGGCUGCUACGCACUAUACUACUAUACGGAAUUACAAAAUCGGCACGGACAAGGCUUGGGUGGAGUACGCAAAGUCUUGGGUUAAGGAUGGCAUCUAG
Trematosphaeria pertusa is the source of this 891-nucleotide messenger RNA. RefSeq lists its product as uncharacterized. The record is from RefSeq and is a predicted model, not a curated record. The transcript has a single exon. Lineage: Eukaryota; Fungi; Ascomycota; Dothideomycetes; Pleosporales; Trematosphaeriaceae. The coding region runs from base 1 to 891 and encodes 296 amino acids.